Molecule: messenger RNA, 762 nt
Organism: Manihot esculenta (cassava)
Lineage: Eukaryota; Viridiplantae; Streptophyta; Magnoliopsida; Malpighiales; Euphorbiaceae
Exons: 2
Coding region: 1-762 (253 amino acids)
Source: RefSeq, a predicted model, not a curated record
AUGAUCAUUGCUUUGAGAGCCAAAUAUAAGCUUGGAUUCAUCAAUGGCAAAUACGAAAUACUCGUUGUUGGUACUCCACAGUUCAAAAAAUGGCAGAGGGUGGAUAGCAUGGUGGUGUCAUGGAUCUUGAAUGCCAUAUUAAAGGAAAUUGCUGAGGCGUCCUUAUACACCACCUUUGCCAAAGAUCUUUGGGAAGAACUCGAACAGCGUUUUGAAGAAACAAAUGGUCCGUUGUUGUUCCAACUAAAAAGAGAGAUCUUUGCUUUUUCACAAAGUAACAGAUUUGUGAUGUAUUUCACCAAAUUAAAGAAAAUGUGGGAUGAACUUUCUUGUUUGCAUUCUUUCCCGCCUGCACUUGUCUUACUUAUGGAUCCAUUUCUUAUCGUUAACAAAGCAUACGCAAUGAUUCUUAGAGUUGAAAAACAAAAAGAGGUUCAGAAUAUGGUAAUUGAAUCUAGUGAAUCACCUGCUGUUAUAAUGGCUAAAUCUCAAAAUAGUAUCAAGGACAACAACACAGGCUUCAAGACACAUGGUAGAAGAAAUAGAAGAAAGGAUGAUAGGCAUUACACAUUUUGUAACACUACAGGCCACACAGAAGAUGCAUGUUUCAAGAUCAUUGGAUACCCAGAUUGGUACAAGGAUCUCAAAGAGAAACGUGGAAGGCAACAGAUACACACUGCAAAUGCCAUGUUAACAGAGACACCCUUGGAGAUCAAAAAUGCUACUAGCACAUUAGCUUCACCAAACAAACCUGAGGAUUGA